This is a messenger RNA of Diabrotica balteata, 473 nucleotides long. NCBI's taxonomy places the organism in Eukaryota, Metazoa, Arthropoda, Insecta, Coleoptera, Chrysomelidae. The record is from the annotation of a GenBank genome assembly.
UUUUAGGUUAUGACUGUUAUGAGGGUUAUGAGUUACGGAAAACUCCGGGGAAAAGCGAUAAUAUUUAAUAAAUUUAAAAAUUAACAAUAUUUUGGUACUUUUUAGUUCACACUAUGAGUAUUGCAGGCUUAACUAGAAUAAUUCCCAACUUUCUAAAUCGUUGUACCAGCCAAUUUUUGAAACCGAUUUCACCUAUUCAAGCCACUGUGAUCGAAAACGCGGCGGAUGUUAAACCAGGAGGCCUAUUUAGUAUUAUAACCCGUUCCAUUAUUCGAAUACAUUUUCCAAGACCCUCUGAGAGAAAAAGAAUAAAAAGACAUGGAUGGAAUGCUAGAAUGAAAACUGCGUCUGGUAGACGAGUUCUAAUGAAUAGGAUAUUAAAAGGAAGAUUUGUAUAUUCACAUUAAAUGUAGAAUAUGUAUAGAAUGUAGAGUUGUUUUUAGUGAUGAAAUAAAUUAGAAUUUUGUUUUUAA